This is a messenger RNA of Mauremys reevesii (Reeves's turtle), 2578 nucleotides long. RefSeq names its product carbonic anhydrase 13-like. NCBI's taxonomy places the organism in Eukaryota, Metazoa, Chordata, Testudines, Geoemydidae. Gene Ontology annotation, cellular component: cytoplasm. The transcript has 7 exons. Bases 96 to 872 code for a protein of 258 amino acids. Gene Ontology annotation, molecular function: carbonate dehydratase activity; zinc ion binding. The record is from RefSeq and is a predicted model, not a curated record.
UGGGCGCCGCCUGCCUCCUUCAGAGCGCCCCGUGUCUUGCUCCGGCCAGCCAGACGUUCUGCUCCUCUCGCCGGCAAGCAGGGACGUGGGUGGCCAUGCUGCACUGGGGAUACGACGAGCACAACGGGCCUUCUCGCUGGAAAGAGGUUUUCCCUGUUGCUAAUGGAGACCGUCAGUCCCCCAUUGACAUCAAAACUGAAGAAGCCAAAUAUGACCCCGCUCUACCUCCUAUUAGCCCUAACUAUGAUCCAACUUCUGCUAAAGUGAUCCUCAACAAUGGACACUCCACAAGUGUAGAAUUUGAUGACACAGAAAAUAAAUCAGUGCUGAGAGGGGGACCACUCAGUGGAAGCUAUAGGCUGCGCCAAAUUCACUUUCAUUGGGGGGCCAGCGAUGACAUUGGCUCUGAGCAUGCAGUGGAUGGAAAGAAGUAUGCAGCUGAGCUUCAUGUGGUUCACUGGAACUCAGACAAAUAUUCCACUUUUGUUGAGGCUGCUCGGCAGCGGGAUGGAUUAGCUGUCAUGGCAGUAUUUCUAAAGAUUGGUGAAUGUAACUCUCAGCUGAAGAAAAUUACUGACCGUUUGGAUGCCAUUAGAGCCAAGGGUAAACAAGCACUGUUCACAAACUUUGACCCUUCCUGUUUGCUUCCUCACUCUCUGGACUACUGGACUUAUCUUGGCUCUCUUACUGUUCCACCUCUUCUUGAAAGUGUCAUCUGGAUAAUUCUCAGAGAGCCUAUAACUGUUUCCUCUGAGCAGAUAGCCAAAUUCCGCAGCCUUCUGUGUACUGCUGAGGGAGAGGUAGCCUGCUGCAUGCUGAGAAACUACCGGCCACCACAGCCUUUAAAGGGACGGGAAGUCAGAAGGAAUUAAGGAGUAAAGCAAGAAUCAGUCACUGCUGAGACCACUUAGGAGGCUGAAUUAGUUUUUAAUAAUGAUAUGCUUUGUGCCUAAUGAAUAGGUAUUAUUUUAUUAUUCAGUUACAAUGCAGUCAUUUCAGCAAGAUAAAGAUGUCCUGACUUGUAGCAUUUGGGCUGAUUUUAAACUGGUUUGAAUGGGUUUUGCCCCUAUUGGUACGUGUGCAUUGUGGUGUUAGUGUUUGCAGCAGAGCUUACUGAACAACUUCAUUUCAGUCUGUGCAUGUGAAUGCAAUCAUACAUAUUGAGUCUGAUCCUACAGAGUGCUGAGCAACUCCUGCAAGGUAUUGGAUACUCUCAACUCCCUUUCAUGUCAGUUGCAGUUGAGGAUACGUAGCCCACUGAAGGGCUAAGCCCAUUUUUUUUAACACCAUAAAUCUUUCUUUAGGGACUAGACUGGCCUCUUCCUUUAAUUUUCAAGGAGAACUUAGUAUUUCAAAGCUGGUAGAAUUUCAUUACUGAUCAUAAGCAAAGUGAUCCUGUUUAAGCUGGGACGCCGUGAUAGAUUUACCAAAAAAUAUAGUAUCCACUAAUGACAUUUAACCCAUAAAGUAUACAAAUGGAUUCACAGGCAUUGACUUCCUCCGGGCCCAGGGGUGCUCAACCCUCUGCUCUGCCCCAGGCCCUGCUCCCACACGACCCUUUCACCCAAACCCCUGCUCUGCCUCUUCCCACCUACACCCCAGGCACUGCCCGCAUCUCACCCCUUCCCCCAAACUCUGUCCCGCCUCUUCCCGCCCCCACUCCACCUCUGCCCCACCACUUCCCGCUCUGUCCUGCCACCUCCCUCGAGUGUGCCCCAUCCCCGCUUCUCCCCAGGGCCUCUUGCAUGCUGUGGAACAGCUGACUGCAGCAGGUGGGAGGCGCUGGGAGGAAGGGGGAGAAGUUGAUCAGUGGGGCACCAGCAGAUGGUAGGCACUGAGGGGAAGGGAGGGAGCUGGUUGCCGGUGGGUGCAGUGCACCCGCUAUUUUUUUUCCAUGGAUGUUCCAGCCCGGGAGUAAUCACGGAGUCAGUGCCUAUGAAUGUAUUACAAUCCCUUUGUUUUGACUGCAUCAUAGGAGUGCUGGUAUAUUGUACCAUGGUUUAGCAAUACGAUGCUAGAAAGCAAUAUGCGAUCAUAUCAGAUGGAUUCUGUAUGCCCAAAUUCCACCUCCUGUAAGCCAGACAGUUCCUGGCACCUAUAGGGGCAUGCAAGGGGGAAGGACGCAUGAAGCCUCCCUCCCUUGCAUCUCUCACCCAGCAGGUGAGCAUGGUCUGGAACAUGUCUGUAGAAUGUAUUUGACAUGAUCCCAUAUUGCUUAACGUGCGUGCCUAACACUCAAACGUGCACUAGCCACUUCAGAAGAUGGCUCUGCCUCCUCUUGUCCCAUCAUGCUUCCUACCAGCCAGCUCUCCUGGCCAGGGACACAGAGCAUGCUGUAUACCAUUGCCAGAAAAGAGAACACCCCAUGCUGAAGAUAUUGUGCUUCUCUGAUGUGUAAUGCUUCCAUGUACCUGCUGGAGCACUGCCCCAUGCUCAGCGCUCUCUGUCAGACACAGCUGAGCCCGAUAGAGUUACAUUUAAUUCACAUGACAAAACCCCCCUACGUUUAUCAGAGGGGUAGCCGUGUUAGUCUGUAUCCACAAAAACAACAAGGAGUCUGGUGACACGUUAAAGACUA